Molecule: messenger RNA, 1845 nt
Organism: Penicillium waksmanii
Lineage: Eukaryota; Fungi; Ascomycota; Eurotiomycetes; Eurotiales; Aspergillaceae
Product: acyclic terpene utilization AtuA family protein
Exons: 7
Coding region: 1-1845 (614 amino acids)
Source: RefSeq, a predicted model, not a curated record
AUGGUACUCGAUACUGAAAAACGACCUGUGAAAGUAGCCAACUGUUCCGGCUACCAUGGGGACCCGGCUUUCGAAAUGUACCGACAGGCCACACUGGGCGAUGUUGAUUUUAUUACUGGCGACUAUCUUGCUGAGGUAAAUCUGGCCAAUAACGCCCAGGCUUGGAGAAAUGGAGAGCAUCCGGGGUAUGAACCAACCGCCUGGGAUGGUCUUCAGCAGACAAUAGAUGUUAUUGCCCAAAAAGGGAUCCGAGUUGUCAUCAAUGGGGGUGCUCUCGAUCCCAAAGCACUUGCACUAAAGGUGGAGACUUUGGUUUCCGAAAAGAAACUCAAUAUUCGUGUUGCGUAUCUUUCGGGUGAUGACUUAUAUCCAGCUCUUGGCCCAAAUAUGCCAACCACAAAGGAGGAAUUGCGGCACCUAGAUUCCACCAACAUUUCCACAGCACCAGCCGAGCUUACUUAUGCGUUUCUCAACAAUGGUGGGGACCCAGUUCCAAUGAUCUCCGCACACGCAUAUCUCGGAGCUCGAGGAAUUGUCGAAGGCCUGCGACGGGGAGCUGACAUUGUCAUCUGUGGUCGAGUUGCUGAUGCCAGCCCUGUUAUUGCUGCCGCUUGGUUCUGGCAUGACUGGUGCGAAACAGACUAUGACGAGCUCGCAGGAUCUUUGAUUGCUGGCCAUCUCAUUGAAUGUUCGGCAUAUGUGACUGGUGGUAAUUUCGCUGACUUUGAUAAUUAUGACCUGGAUAGCCUUAUAGCGCCAGGGUUUCCAAUCGCUGAAAUCGCUAGGGAUGGCACAUGUGUGAUUUCCAAGCAUCCCGGAACAGAUGGGUUCAUUAACGUAGAUACUGUUCGUUGUCAAUUCUUGUACGAACUGCAGGGAAAUACGUACCUCAACAGCGAUGUCAGCGCCCAUAUUGCCGACGUACACGUCGAGGAGGCUGGGAACGAUCGCGUAUUGAUAUCCGGCAUUCGAGGAUCACCCCCACCGCCGACAACAAAAUGUGCGAUCUUUUACCAAGGAGGAUAUGAAGCCCAGCUUCUUCUCAAUGCGACUGGAUAUGGUACUCCCAAGAAGUGGGAUCUUCUCGAAAAGCAACUCCGUCACUUUAUUCCAGCAGAUAUCAUAAAUGAUCUGGAAACAUUAGAGUUUCAACGAGUCGGAGUCGCCGCUCAAAAUCCAAGCUCUCAGCUAGACAGCACAACCUACCUUCGAGUACUCAGUACGUCGAGAAAGCAGAGCGCUGUCAUUGCCGUAGCAAAGGCAAUGGGAAAUAUUUCUCUCAGGCAUUUCUCUGGUUUCCACGCUUCGUUGGAUAUGCGAACAGCAAUUCCCAGACCAUUCCUUGCCUACUAUCCUGCAAUAGUCAGCCAAUCAGAUAUCAACGAGACGAUCAACUUCAUCGACGGACCGAAGAUCUCAUCUUUCGGGACCGGGCACCCAGCCCGAUACGAAGAACUUGGCACGCGCGAUACCUAUGAUCCCAAGGAGCCACAGAUAUAUGCCUGCGAUACUAAACAGAUUAGACUAGGGGAUGUCGCCCUAGGUCGAUCAGGAGAUAAGGGUGGGAAUCUCAACGUGGGGUUCUUCCCUAAAAGCUCUUGUCAUUGGCCUUGGCUGCGGGAUUACAUGACCAAAGAUCGUAUGCGCCAGCUUAUUGGAACAGACUGGGAUGACAGUUUCUUCAUCGAGCGUGUUGAGUUCCCUCAUAUACACGCUGUGCAUUUUGUUGUUUACGGAAUUUUGGGUCGCGGUGUGAGCAGCUCUAGCCGCCUUGAUGGCUUCGGAAAGGGCUUCUUGGAUUAUGUUCGGGAUAAAUUUGUUGAAGUGCCCGUUGAUAUUUUCUAA